AUGAGAAUUCUUCACAAAGACGGCUUCUCUAGACAAGAUUUGGAAUUAAUUAAACCUGUUGUUAUUUGCAACACUAUUCAUUCAAUGCUUGCUAUUCUUCGAGCAAUGUUUCACCUCCACAUAGACUAUGGCGACCCCGAAAGACUGAAAGAUAGUCAACUUGUUUUUGCUACAAUUCAUGCCAACAGGGAAGAAUUAACCGAUGAAUUAGUUGACGCCAUGCAAAGGCUAUGGAAGGACGAAGGCGUCCAAGAAUAUGAUUCCGCAAAGUAUUUCUUGGACAAUCUAGCAAGGUUAGGCGCCCACAACUAUAUGCCUACAGAACAGGAUUUGCUUAGAACAAGGAUAAAGACAAGUGGAAUUACUGAAGUGCUCUUUGAACUUAAAGGCCUUACGUUUAGGGUAAUCGAUGUUGGUGGACAGCGGUCUGAACGGAAAAAGUGGAUACACUGUUUUGUAGACAACGUCAACUCUAUUAUAUUUAUUUCUUCACUUUCUGAAUACGAUCAAACAUUAAGGGAGGAUAAUUGCACUAAUAGAAUGCUUGAAUCACUUAAACUAUUCGAUUCAAUUUGUAAUAGUCCUUGGUUUUCAGAAAUUCACUUUAUUUUAUUCCUCAACAAAAAGGACAUUUUUGCCGAAAAAAUAGCCCAUUCCCCACUCAACGUUUGCUUUCCGGAAUACAAAGGCCUUCAAAACCAAACAGAAUGCACAAAUUAUAUUCAAUGGAAAUUUGAACAAGUAAAUAGAUCUAAUCAAAGGGAAAUUUAUUGCCACCACACUUGUGCAACCGAUACAAAUAAUGUUCAAUUUGUAUUAGAUGCUUGUCUAGACAUGAUAAUUGCAAAAGUGAGUCUUUAUUAA
Meloidogyne enterolobii is the source of this 864-nucleotide messenger RNA. The record is from the annotation of a GenBank genome assembly. Lineage: Eukaryota; Metazoa; Nematoda; Chromadorea; Rhabditida; Meloidogynidae.